AAACGCAGAAAGUUUUUUUGUUUUAUUUAUACUCUUCAUACGUCAAAAACAGUUCAUUAUUGUUUUCUUUUAUACAUACAAACUACGACGACAGAACAGGCUGUAUAAUUUCAUUCUUGACUAGUAUUCUGUGAUUUUAUCAUGUCAGGAAGCAGACCGGUGAAUGGAAAUCGCCAACGGAAUCUCUCUGUGACGAGCAAUACGUCAUCGUCUAGUUAUAAAGAUAAUUCAUCCGUCAAUUACAGGAACUCUGAUCAUGUUCCCGAUCACCGUAGAACAAGUAGAUCUUCUAGAACAAGUUCUUCAACAGCGAAUGCAAAUGGUGUCAGAGACAACAAUCAUCAGUUCUUGUCUAGUACAAACUCAUCCUUCAGGGAUUUCCAGAGACCCACAUCUCUGUAUGAAUCCGGAUCAGCACUCAACAACCCAUCUGAAGGAGAGCACAGGGAGAUGCAAGAUAAGAUGCGUGAACUGCAGCAAAAGAAGUGGCAGUAUGAAAAUGCCAUGUCCCAGUUACAGCAGAUGCAUUCCCCAUUCUCAGAUGAACCAACUCCAAAUGCAACUAGAGCUGAAAUGACCAACAAUGCUGAAACAGUUUAUACUUCCAUUAGCAAUCGAGCUAGAAAACUCCAAGAGGCUCAACAAAGACUUAUCCAGCUGCAAGAAUUGAUGCAAAAUGUUUCCAUAGACCUCGACUACAAUCCCUAUACUCAACAGAAUGAGGAGAAGAACAGCAAGCCCAAAGAAUUUCCCUUGGAUUUUCUGCGCAAUGUGUCUUCAAAUGGGCCAUCCAGAACACCUACCAUACCAAGAAUCAACCCUGGUGUCCCCAGGCAUUUGAACAAAGGGACACACCAGCAGCAAAUAGGAGCCAGCAGCAAUCAUCUCUAUUCACCUCAGAAUAAUCUGAGUCACGAUUCUCUCGGUAGUCCUAAAAGAUAUUCAACUUCGUCCCAGGUAAACGGUUCAUUGUUGGACGUGUUUGCGCAAGGUGAACCUUCUUUUGAUUCCUCCAACGAAGAAGCUGAAGAAACUCGAAUAGAAGAAGUUAACGGGCAAGAUGACCAUUCGUCACAUGAACGCAUGCACAGUGCUGAGACAUCCGUCAGAAAUGGAAUACGUUUACCCGCAACCGUCCCCAUUGAACGUCUUGAUCGAAUAGAGAAUCAAUUAGAACGAACAAAUUCCUUGUGUGAAUUGAUGGUAGUCGAACAACGUCGAUUGGCUUUGGUGACUGAAAGUCUCCUAUCAGCCGUUUCCAAUUUACAAUUCAGCAGCCGUAAUGCCGCGGCCGUUAAUCGCAACGCUUCAACGUCAAGUUUCUCUCUAUCGGGACUUCCUGUGAACUCGUCGUGGAACGAUAGUGGAUCUGAUUUCCAUGUUCUAGCUCAGGCUGUGAGCACAUGUUGCCAUAUGCUCACUCAACUUCAAAGAGAUUUGGCGACUGUUCAGCUGAGCUUAGAAUCGAAUCCUCAACCCCCUGAAGCAUCCGGCAGAACCAGUGAAGUUCAUCACAACCCUUUUCGUGAUCCUAAAGCUGAAAGAUCGAGCGCCUCAGCCUACGAGUGCGCUGGUAUGGACCGAUUCGAUCCGCAGGUCACGCUGAACAAUCGAGUGCCGCCCGGCACCAGAACCAACAAUUACUGGGACAACUUCCGCAGUUACUCGAGACAGAAUCUCCUCUCAUCAGGGCCGUCCAAUGUGAACGUUAGUGACCACCAGCAAGCCGGGUUGUCGACCGAAAUGUCAACCUCUUCAUUGCUUCAUCCAACCAGCCAACAGAUUCAAGCUACUAGUCCGUCGGAAACGAAUCCUCGCAAUCCCGCCCAACCACCUUCACGUCGUACCAAACGAAAAAUCAACAAAGGUCAACGUCAGGUGGAGAUUGGUGUUCAUUGUCCUCCGCAUGCUGACAACCGGGUACUUUCUGCCCUGGCUUACGGUCUCCUCUCCGUCCGAGGUCAAGGUGGAAACAGCAACAGCAGCAAUAGCAGUUCGGGAGUUACUUUGCCUGAAGUGAACGCACGGAAUUUGAAUCAUCAACAGCAAUCGACUAACGAAGCAUCACCAGCUCCGGUGGUGGUGGUACCUGCCAUCUCUGUGCCAAGAACCAGCGCUGCGGUAGAUGCCGGCAGCAACAACAACAAAGUUGUCAAAGACGCUUCAACUCUCAAAUACUCGGGCGGCGCCCGUCCUAAAGAAAACCGUCGUGCCCCAGAGCCAAACGUUUCUUCCGUUAUGAAUGUCAACUUGUUGGCCGAACGAGAGUCGGAGGACAAACCACAGUCUCAGGCCAGUCCGGGGCUAGAGGCAAUCGUUCGAGUUGCUCUGACCGAACACGCCACUCGACCGCAAUUCUUGUCUCAACUACUGCAACUGCUUCACAAAUUUGACAGCGAUCCGUUGCGGGAAAUGGCGCUGAACGCUCUACACGAAUGCGCCACUAGCCGUCCGUCACAUCAAUCGGAGCUGACCAAAGUUUUCAUCAACGUGGUUGGCCAUCACCGCGAGUUGACUCCUCAUUUGCUGGAAACUUUCCUCAACGCCGUCCAACUCCCAGAAGAAUCCGAUCACGAGGAAGGUGCCGCCUCCCUGCAUCAGCAGUCAUCAGAAAAUGCUCUCUACAUGCUCCGUCAAGCCCUGACUCCGUUCCUGUUCCGUCGAUUGGGCGAGGUGCAAGAUCUCGUCAUUGAAACUCUGAAUAAAAUGGACACCGGCAGCAGCAGCAGCAAUCCCAAUCACAGUCGAGAGACCAACGCCGCAGUUACCGUCGGAGUCUCGGCAGCUUCAACUUCAGGCCAGGAAGAUGAUUUGGCGGAAGCAGAUCAGUCAUGCGAUCAAUCCUGCGACGGACUAGCUGAGUCGUCCGCCGGUCACGACGAAUCGGAAAUGAAUCAACGGCACUCGGCCGUCGGCUUAGACGAAGUUCCAACUCGAUUGAUGUCGGUCUUGUCACCCCCCAUCUGGUCUAGUGGCAGAUCCGUCAACCAACAUGUCAGUCAAGCCCAGCAACCUGCAGCGGACGAGGCUGCACAUCACAACAAUUCGAACUUGUCGAACAGUAGCCGAACCGAAAACGUCGGCCAUUGGUUCCCUGAAGACAGCACCAUUUGACUUUCGCUAAAUCCUAGCUUAGUACUAGUAGAAGAAGACACUUACCUGUAAAAUUGGUUGCUGAAAAUAAAUAAUCAUUUGAUGUGA
This is a messenger RNA of Daphnia pulicaria, 3201 nucleotides long. RefSeq lists its product as uncharacterized. The transcript has 2 exons. The coding region runs from base 142 to 3114 and encodes 990 amino acids. NCBI's taxonomy places the organism in Eukaryota, Metazoa, Arthropoda, Branchiopoda, Diplostraca, Daphniidae. The record is from RefSeq and is a predicted model, not a curated record.